CCUACAAGAAUGUAGCUGCAGCUACUCCUGUAGCUGAACAGUCGUGGAUGGCAUCGACUGUGGGUAAUGUUGGCUCCCUGCCCACUAUUUCCAUACUGACAAUAAAAUCUAGUAGUUACAGUGUGUCAGGUACUCUUCUUAGCCCUUUACACAAAAAAGUUCUUUUAAACCUCACAACUACCUUUGUUUUUUUUUCCUUCAAAACCACCUUUGAAGUAUCAUUAUUACACUCAUUUUGCAGAUGAGGACACAGGCACAGAGACGUUAAGUAAUUUGCCUCAAAUUAUACAGCUAGUGAAUGGUAGAGCGCUAAAGUUUGUGCUCUUAGAGCUGUGCUGUACCACAUGAUAGGAAGUCAGCUAUGAAAGGAAAGGGUGAGGUGACCCCUUUGCCUCUAGAGCUGGGGUCAGCAAGCUGGCUGUGUUUGUACCAGGUUGCUAACAGUGGUUUUUAGCUGUGUAUGGAAGGAGAUUUCCUGCUGGUCCAGAGCAGCAACUUUCACAGGGCAGCCAGCAUCUGGCCCAGGCUGUGUCUUUCCUUCUUAUUCUAAUGAUUGUUUCUGCCUUUCAGGAACCAAAACUACCUCAAAACAAAACAAAAAUCGGUAAGAUGGCACUGAUCGUGAGGCAGGAGAAGGAGGUACAGCUGAGACUGACAGACUUGGGCCCAUAGCCUUUAACUGUUGCUUCCUCAAUGUGUUAUCACACCCUCAUUCCUUAGCUGUGAGCUUCGCAUUCAUCAAAUAGAUGUAUUAAGACAAAGCCAUAGGUCUGAGGUUAACAGUGAAAUGAGUGGCGUGUAAGAGUCUGGCAGGGUGGUACAGGCUUAACAAAGGACAGCGGUGUGAUGAAAACUCUUGUCUCACCAAACAUAGUCUAAUUUUCCUGUUUGGCUUUUUGUCCAAGUUUAUUCCCAGGGCUUGCUGCCUGAUCUGCAACGUAUGUGGGUUAUAGACUCCUUUGAGAAUCUGGUGAAAGCUGUGGGCCUGAAGAAGGUAUAAAUGCAUCCUUAACCUGGCAUAGUUGGAACAGGUUCACCGGCCAGGGGAGGAUCGAUCACUGCCUUGACAGGCCAUUGAUCUCUGGGUUUUUUUUCCCUCCAGUUUUAGCCCCAAGCUUCCUAGGGACUAUGGCCACCCUUCCUUGUCCCAUAUCUUGGCUUCAUUUUACCCUUAGACUUUUAUUCUGGUUCUUUUGAGUCCUUUGGAGAUACCAGCCCAAAAUCAAACUUACCCUUUCUUAGCCCAGACCAGGCACUGAGCCUCUUGGUCUGAAACCUUUUAUCCCAGGAGUGCUCUACGGAGAAGACUGUCCUAUAAGCCCUUGCUAAGCUUCUGCUUUUGGAUAAAAUUGUUAAAGGCUGCUUUAAGCCUGUCCCUCACCAAGGGGCUUCCCUCUCUACGCUUGGAGACCCAGAGCUCUGUGUAGCAGGGUCCUGCGGGGGUGGUGUGGGGCUGGUGGAUGGUGUGGAAUAUGAGUUAUAUCUCAGUGCUCCUGUACAUGAUAUGUAUGGGAUCUGGAAUCAUUUUAUGGUUUAUUCUAUCUGUAGAAAUCCAUAAAGAAAAGGAAAAUGGGUGAAGUCUCUUAACGAGGGAUCACUGUUGUGGGCCUCUGUGCCUAUAACCCACCCACCUGGAGCCUCCAGCCAGGGUGUGGCUCCUUCAUCUGCUGCUGGGGCACAAUCCCGUGUUCAUUUAGCCCUUCUUUUCCCCAGCAGUGCACUUGCUCCCACAAGGGCUUUUAUCUCUGCAGAAUGCGGCAAAGGGGAUUUUUCCGUCGGCCAACAGAGUCCCAGAGAUACAGGCCCAGAAGUCCGUGCCAGUUCUAGCCAGCAAUUGAGCAAAUACACUUUGACCCUUUGUUGAAGUUUUACCUGGAAAAGUCUUUCCAUUUCAGAGGCUUUCAUUUUUCAUUAGGCAUCUCCUGCUCAGGGGCAGCAAAAGUUUCCAAUUACUGUCAAGCCCUUCAUGAUUUCCCCUCUACCUGGAAUGUGUUUCAGAUAGCUGCUCAUGUAGCUACACACUCUGUCUCCCAUUUCACCCUAGGCACUUAACCUCAGAAACACUUGUAUUGUUGUAUUCAGAGUUUCCAAGCUGUAAGCUAUCAAACAUGCUUCAGUCUCACUUUCUUCUUCUAAAUUAAUCAUUUGAACCCCCAAAUGUCAGUGCCUGAGGGGCCUCAGAGAUAUGCUCCCAUCUCAUUGACAGAACAAGAAACUAAAGCCCAAAGAGGGCCAGGGCUGGCAUCUGGUCAGCUCCCCUACCUGGGCCCCCGGCUCCUGCCUCCCAGCCAAGCAUUUCUCCUUAUGGACGCCUAGACCUUUCUGCUGGAGGAAGGAACAUGUACUUUGGGUUGAUUCAUUCAGCAAAAUACUUGAUUGUAGAGAGCCCCUAGACUUUUACAAUUUUUAUUUUUUAAUGUCAGGAAUAGGCCACAGCUACUCAAGGGAUGUGGGAUGGCUGUGGACAACUUCUGUCACUUCAGUUUAAUGCUGUUUGGAUGCUGCUUUGCUUUUAAAAGUUUGAUUUUGCUCCAUAUUUAAAUAAAACAACUACAGAGUUUGUAGACACAUGAAAUACUCUCCCUCACAGUGAUUCCUUCCACAGGCAGUAACUAAUGCAUCUUUUCUUUUGGGAGGAGGGAUGGCAUACAAGAUAGAGGCUUAAGGGACUUCCCGGACGGUCCAGUCGUUGAGACUCUGUGCUUCCACCGCAGGGGGCGCGAGUUCCAUCCCUGGUCGAGGAACUAAGAUCCUGCAUGCCUUGCGGUGAGGCCAAAAAAAAAAUAAGAGGCUUGAGCUACAAAGGCUUCUGCAGUGUUGUCACACGCAUGAUGAUGAAUAGUCCUUCUCCCCGCGCACAGAGGGGGCCCAGAGCCUCAGGCCCUUAUCCUUGGCUGUCGUAUUGGCUUUAUAAGUUAAUACAAAAGGCUACUUUGAUUUUCCUUGAAAUACAGGAAGGCAGAAAUGGAGGAUUAGGAGAAAGUAUCCGUCUUUGGAAUCAGCACUUUCCAAAUCCCAUUUGGCACAUCCGUCUACGCUCAACAGGAGGCUGGCACUCAGUCCACAAACCCAACUGGCUCUAGGAUAUCACGCUGUUCAGUCUUUCACUUAAUCAGAUUUGUGUUCUUACCCAGUGUUCACUAGGUCACCACACAGCCUCUUCCCCACCCCACAAAAGUUCUAGCUAAGCCCCUACUUGGGGUCAUUCUGUAUCAAAGCUCAGGAGUAAAGGGAAGGAACAGCUGACUAGUCUCAGAAUUGCAGGAUUGCUUAGGUGAGUUUGGCAUAGUUCUGCUUCUCAAUGUUCCUUAAGUGCAAGCAGUGGUAUCUCCCUCCAGGCCUUGCCUGGUCCUGAGAGGACUGGAACCAAGCAGACAGAUCUGUGGAGUCACAACCCGCCCAAUCCCAGCUCUGAGGCCCACCAUACCACCCUCUUCUCCCUUGGCAAGAGGAUUCGUGACUGUCCUGUUCCACCUUCACCUGUGCCACAUCUCCUCCACUUUUCCUUGGGAACAGGCAGGCCCUCACCACAUAUCCAACCUGUGAAGAUGAGAAGGGCUUUGGGAAGAGGUAACAGCCAGGUGUUCAGGGAGACACAAGGCUGAAGAAAAAUCUUGUUGCAUUUGUCUUCUUGGCUUUUCCUUCCAGGUUAUAGGAAAAUCUGAAGUCCUAUUUAUCUUACUCAGAAUUCACACCUUUCCACACAAAUUUAUUAAAAUGUCUAUGUCAUUUAAUGGGUACCCAUAACUACUCAUGGUUUAGGUACAUGCUCUUUCUUGGUCUAGAAACUUGUGUUGGUUCCUACUUAAGGUGACAAUGUUUUGGGCUUUGGAGAGAUCUCAGCCCUAUGCCUGCUUCCCUGAGGCUGCUGGAAGGAUGUGCUCUGUAAAAGGCCCAGUCAGCUACUGGCAAGAAAGCUAGUAAUUCAAGGUUGACAAUGUUUAUCACCACCAUCAAGCUCUCUCACUGAUUUAGGGGCCCCUGCUAUCUCCUCAUUCACAUUUUAAAAAAGGAAACAAAGUCAACCUAUACUUAUUCAUUCAAUUCACCCAUGAUUGAAACAACCAGUCAGUCCUGAUUGCCCUUCCCCUGGGAGAUGGCAGGUAGGCCAGACUUUGAACUUUCUGCAGCUGGGUUUCCAUUCUUUACAGAGAUGAUGUGGAACAAAUAAUUAGGGUGAUAGUCCAUCUAUACAAAUGGGGAUCUGGGGCACUUGUAGACCAUGCUUGCUGAAGUAUCCUCCCACAGAUGGGAGAUAAGGGCCUUAUCCAAUUGCCUGUAACAAAAUAGGUCAGUGCUUUCCUAGACAAGGCUGAAAGGGGUCAACACUAUUUCUGAAGACCUCAUUAUUAGAAUUCUGUUUUGACUAAAGUGAUCUCACUAAGCUAUUUUGGAAUCAAAACGUGGCUAGGUGUCUGGUCUCCCUCAAUGGCUUCACGUGGCUUUUCAAAGGGGAGGCGGUAGUGCUGACUUUUGGCAAAAUGGGUGAAAAGGUCCACGCCAGCAACAGAUCACUCAAAGUCCAGAUGAGGGAUCAGUAAAUACUACAUGCCUGAAAGGCAGGCCUUGAGCACAUUCCUCUCUGGUAGACAUUAACUUAUUAAAUUGACCCUGACUGCAAAUAUAAACUUUGCCCCCAUCUCACUUGGCAACCAUAGAAGAGGCAGAUCUACCUAUAAAAGGGAGUGGGAACUGUCCCCAGCCUUCAUGAUCCAAUAUCCCAUCUACUGAGAUGUGGCACCUCAAACUCUUCGCAGUACUCCUGGUCUGCCUGUUGCUGUUAGGCCAGGUAUAUGGCUCCCCAAUACCAGAAUUGAGUUCAGCAAAGAGAAGGCUGAGGAGAAUGACCCCAUUUUGGAGAGGGGUUUCCCUCAGGCCCAUUGGAGCCUCCUGUUGGGAUGAUUCUGAAUGUAUCACAAGGCUAUGCAGAAAAAGACGCUGUUCCCUAAAUGUGGCCCAGGAAUGAUGUAUAUACACCAGGGGAAAAGAGGACAGCACUUACCUACAACAAUGCUCCGUUCUAUGGAAUAUUGAUUAACUGCAUUUGGUUGGAGGCACUUAAGUAAAGCAAUGUUGUGUUUUUAGAUGUUUAAAGACAGGUGUAUGCUUUAAAUUGGUCUCCGUUUCUUCUUACAAUGUUGAUAUGCAGAUAAGCAUAACUAGUCAACUUAAGAGUUUAUUUUUCUAUGUAUACUAUAAAAUGUCUCAAACUGAAAUUCUGGCAGCCUGGAAUUCAUGCUUUUGAGGGGAAGAAGGAUUUAUUUUGUAUACUAUAGAAAACCCAGCAAGGCCUAAUAAUGUGUUAACUUCUCAAUCCGGAAAGCGCAGUGAGAGUUAACAUUUCUUGAAGAAAUAAAGAACACAAUGGCAGACUAAAGGCAAAAGUUUACUAAUAGCUAGUGAUUCACCUCGGCAAGUUCAUAAACUAUGGCCCUGGAUCCUAACCCUUCACUCCACGUAAAGAACAUUUCAGUGAGGUGUCAAAAGACAGGCGAUACUGGCACUCAGUACCUGACGAUGUGCCCUAGUUUGUCCAUGAACAGAGAACUGGAAGAAAAUGAAACAAUAAAAGCCCAAGCCAUGAAGAAUAACAAAAAGGAUGUGUAUGAGAUUUCUGUUGGAACAGGGUGAAUUCUGAUCUAUGCAGAAGGACCCAUGGCCAGCCAGUUCAGAAUUUCUAUAAUCAGAAAUUAAGACCUGGACUGAUGGGACCAGACUUUUAAAGAAGAGUAGCACUGGACCCUAAAAUACAAAACAGAAAUUACACGAAAAGGGCAAAGUAGGAGUUGAAGAAGUGUAGAGAGCAGUGUUUAUAAACUUUAAUACAGAAAAUCUAUUUGAUAUUUAUUAAACUUCGUUUCUCCAGCUAUGGUUUGGCAUUAUACAAAGCAUCUUAAUGACACAGUAGAGUUAAAAAGAUCUUUACAAAUUGAAAUGUGAUACCCUUGUCUCCAAAUAUUUUAAUUGCCAUAAAUUUGUUUAAAAAUACACAUUAAACGCAUGUUUGACACUCUAAACUUUCUAUAAUCUCAAUACCACAAAAUACAUAUAAUAUACUAUACAGAUGUGGAAAAAUCUAGUUAGUAUAUAAUACUUUGCUCACCAUUAACAGCUUUGUUAUGUGAAAUACACAUACUGACUUAGAAAUCCUAGCUUUUGAGCCCCAAAGUACCUCUGAAAUUUUAAUGUAUUACAACAAAUAAAAAUCACAGUAUAUAAUUGAAAUUUUGGUUGAAAAUGUCAGAUGCCUAAAUAUUUUGGAUAAAAGAAAUGUAAAACAAAGAUUUGGAUCAUGUACAAAACAAAGGCAUUCUAUCAGACACUAACAGUACCUUUCUGCAGAAUCAACAAGGCUUUUAUCAGCGGCAUUACCUCCCCUCCAAAACCCUCCCCAAAUAUCAAACCAUUAUUCACCAAAUAAUUUUAAUUUCAAAUAAAAGGAUUUUCAAUAAAUAUAUAAGUAUUUCCAUCCUCCAUAUACAAAAUUUCUUAAAACCAUUCAAAACGGAGGCUAGAUAGAAAUUUUCAUAACUGUGCUUACCAACCCUACAUCCGGUCCUCAAAGGUGAUGCCUUUUCAGGCACUACCACCUGGGCCAGCUCUGUUGGUGAGCCCCGUCCCAUCCUGCCCCGACCCCAGUACUGCUGAAUGCUCAUGUCAAUGAUUUGCCAGGUGUGUGCAUAAAGUUGUAAAAUGGGGACACUUCUUGAACAGCAACAACAAACUCAACAGUAUGGAUAAUCAUGGCAUUGAUUUGAAAGGCAGCAUUUCCAAAUAGAUAUUUUCCAGAGAGGAACACAGCAGGUAGAAAAUUCCAAUGGAUAAAACCUGAAAAGAAACCCUAUGUGGAAGCAGUAAGAGGUCAAAACUGAAUAUUACUAGAAUUUCUGGGUGAGAGCUUUUUUCCCCAUGCUCAUUUAGAGAGCUUUUUAGCUGUUUCUUUUUAAAAAUGGGAAUUUAUGCUUAGCCGAGCAAUGGUGGCAAGGAGAGGUCCAAGCUGACAUUCCUGAAAGUCAACUUCAUUAUAUGACGAUUACUUAGGUUGCUAUUUUAGGUUGCUUAAAGAUUGUAAGACUUGGUUUAGACUUAACUCUAAUGCCUUAUUCUGUGACCAAAUUCUAUCAAACAGAAGAGACUGAGAUAUUCUUUCCAUUCGCUUUUCUGGAGACUGUAAGUUCUUUUUAAUUAACCAUAUGGUUCGAGUAAAUAGAAUCUGUAUCUGCUUUACCAACUGUUAAUAACUUACUUCCUAUCACUUGCCAGCUUAGUUACAGGGUCUAGGGGUCUAAAAUGAAUGUCUCUAUUAGUGAAUAUGUGAAAGAUAUGCUCACAAACAUGAACAAUUUGGCCUCUUGUCACUACAUAUUCUAAGUCAUUCAAUACUUAUCUCUUCUAUUUAUUUUACUGAAUAGCAACCUUAGAUGUGCAAUAUUAUUUAUUAUUGGAAAAAAGUUUGCCUCUCCAAGACAUAGAUAGAUACAUGAAAUUGAAAUGAAAUCUGUGUUCCACAUAAUUAGGGAAUAUGAGUUAUAGGAAUCUAUAUGGAUUUGAAAUGUUUUGCUUCCCAAUUUAUUUAGGAAAAAUAAAAAAUCAUCACAAUCUGCCUAAAGCAUCAUUCCCAGUAGAUGUUCGUGGGACCCAGAGGCAAACUUCUAUAAUUCAAAAUACAUUAUGAGGCCCUUUUGUUCAAUUAGCAACUGGAAAAUUAAAAUCCUUCCCACCCUGUAAGAGCCCUAUUAUACUACGGAAGGGCUCAAAUAUAUUUUAAAAGUUAAUUUACUACAAAUCAUAGUAAUUAAGCUUUAACAAUCUAAAAGGAAUAUACAUUGCACCCUUGAACAUUAAUAUUCAAGGUGUCAACAAGAAAGUGUCUUAGAUCAAUUUAAUAAAUAAUGUGGAAAUAGUUGCACUAAGCUAAAAUACUAAACACACACAUUUUUGACAAACUAACUUCAUGUUUUCAUACAUACAUACAUACAUAUAUAUAAAGUGUGUAUGUGUACAUAAUUUUAAAAUCCGAAGUCGCAUACCCUCACACUUAUAAGAGUGCACAGCGUACCUCUCCCCUACACAACUAGGCAUCACUGACUGGAGCGAUCACGGGCUGUGCUGAAACUCCGCAGAGUGCUGCUGGCCUCCAGAGCCAGAGAUUUCACUUAGAACAGGUGUGUUUUGUAGGCUCUUGCUUCACAAUGCAAGCUUAUUCAAUAAGGUAAUUUCUCGAAGUUACUGUCAUUAAAUAUAAAAAUGAUGCUGUCUGAUCUAGCUGAUUAAAUCUUUCUUUAAUGAAAAGAAACAAACAACAAUUAAAAAACAACAACAACAGCGAACCUAAUAAAGCCAUAAGUGUGUCGCUCAAAGUGCAACCCAGAUGCCUGUGGAUCCACCAGCAUGAGAGCCCCACAGAGCACAGGCAUGUGUGGGCACGUGCACACAUUUCUCUAGACAGCUUUUACAUUGGAGAGUUAAACUAGUGAUGCUCAACCUUCUCUACUCUUCAGCAACUACAGCUGUAAAUUUAUCUGAAGUACUCAUUGCUUAUAAAGUCAGUUCUUAACUACUUGCCCAGAAAAAGGUGGCACUGAGGCAAGAAAUGGGCUGAAUCCUCCCCAGCCAGACCGGACCUGUGCUGGAUUGAGGAAGCCUGAAUCACCUGGAGGGGAGUGCUCCCCACAGCCCAGCCUAGGCCGGGCAAGACUAUACCAUGUGACAACUUCAUCCACCAUAGUAUGUUCGUUGGUUGCCUGUAAAGAGUCCAGUGGGGUAGGCUACUGCCUCCUGGCAUACAAGUGUGGUCUUAGAGCAGUCAACAGAGUAAUUUUUUAAAUAGCUGCUAUUUUUAUAAUUAACUAUAUUAAAUACAAGUCUCAGACUAAGUAAGUUUUUAGCUAUUUGUCAAAAUCAGUUGUAAAUAGUUAGAGAACACUGAAGACACCUACUGAGGAAGAAGGAAUGGUCGCCUGUGAAGGAGUGCAAAGUAUGUGCUGGAACAGAUGAAGACAGACAGAACUUCUGAGGAGAUGGACACAGAGGAGAGGGAGUGGUGUUUCCAGAGACUAUUACACUGAAAAUUCAAUUAUUUAGAAAAGGAUUUUGAUCCAUUGCCCAUUACCACCUGGUGGGAAAAACCCUCAACAAUGAAAAGCUUAUAAAAAUUCAUUUUCCAAGAAUUAACACAGUUUUAGAGAGAGAGUACUUUACCACAGCACCAAAAAACAUGCAGGAAAUUCUGCUUUAACAAAUUAUCACUGUGAUCUGGGAAAUGCUCCUGCUACCUCUCAGGACCCACAAGAGACUAGAACACACUGGAACUCAGAAGUGCCCCACUGGCUGCUGUUGCUGGAAGUCUAAAAGCUCAGAGGAUACUUUUUCCAUUUCUAAGAUAUCAUGGAAAAUUAAGGAAUCAGAGUCAGAGAAAUCAGAGAAGAACAGGACAAACAUCUACUUGAUUAACUGUGGCAAGUUUCUUACUGAAUAACGAUCACUGAGAAGCUGUCCUCUUAAGGAAAACUGUUCCUAAAACACACUAAGAUUAAGUUAGCAAGGUAUCAGAGGCAAUUUCUCCAAGGGAAAAUUGUUAAAUUCAGCAUAAUUUGGAGAUCUGAAUCUUCAGUGAUAUGCAAAAACAACUUGAGGUACAAAACCAUUAAGAAGCUCUAUAGAGGCCACAGGACAAUGAAAGUUCACUAGCUUCAUAAGUAACUGUAGACUCAGAUGCAGAGGAGUCAUUAUACCACUGGGCUUGGAGAUUUUCUAUCCCUUCUUUCCCAUUUCAAGCCUUAGCAAUCAUCUAUAAAUAGCAGGGCAAUCCUUUUUUCUGAUUGGAUGGAUUCAUUUUUGAAAUUGGGAGAAGGACAAACUAUUUUUUGAAGCAGCAUUACCCAACAGGUUAGACUAAGUCAUGUACCAAAGCAUUAGCUUUUCUGAAAGAAUUAAUCUUUAUGUGACCCUAAAGGACGAUUGAAAAGGAAAGAGAAUUUAACAUUAUUACUACAGAAUACCAACCAUAUGGGUGAUCUGCAACUAGUGUAAAACUUCAUCUGUAAACAAUCCAUAGACCCUUCAUUUAAAGGUAAGAUUUAAGGCACACCAGACAUGAUAGGGGCACUAAAAACAAAAGAUAGAAGGUAUAUUUCUCACUUUUGACUCCUAUAUGCACCUUAUAGGGAAAGGUACUUUGAUAUACAACUCUUACAGAGCUGGCUUCUCAAGCUCUACCCCUGCUUCCCUCCCCUUCCCAAGAGAAUUCAUACUGAACCAAGUUAGGUACUUUUCUAGUGUGAAUUUUCUGAUCCCAUCAGAAACAUACAUCAUUGAUGAGGGCCUUCAUAAUACAAAGGUAGUAAACACAAGACAGGUUUAAAAGGAGAAACUGAUCAUCUCUACAUCAGGCAUUAGAGCUCUAAGUUGUAUAGCAAAAGCACACACACCAAAGCUCCAGCCCAUUCCUACAUCAGUCACUGAAUGCUCCUAUCAGAGCAUCACAAUCUAGUGUGGGAAAAAAAUUUUAAAUUAGAAUUCUGAAGAGAGAUUUUACCCUACAAACAUCAUCAAUGCAAGAGAUAUAGGCAGCAACGCUCAGGAGUUAGAUCAUCCUUUGUUCAACAGUAACUUAUUCUGUUUCAGUUAAGUGUCAAAUUAUUAGUAACAAAAAACCCCAAAAAACAAAAAACAUGGUUUUAAUAAAAUCCAUAAGGUUCAAGAUUGUCCUUUUAUGAAACACUUCACAUGAUAUGCUUCUCCUAGAAAGUUUGCCUGCCCUCUUUUGUAAUGCAUUAAAUGCAAGUUAUAGUCACCUUGUGAUUGCUAUAGUGUUAUUAACACAUGUUCACAGUUCUUGAAAUAAUGCAUACCAAAUCAGACACAUUUCCUUUUACAUCCAUGUAGAACGCCAUCUUCUCAUAUUUAAGUGAUUUUUCAUGUGUAGAAGAAUAUCCUUAAUACUAAGUAUAAAUUCUGCAAUAAUAAAAUUGUACUUAAGAUCUGAAGUAAUAUCAGGUAGUAGGUGUAGAAAGAACAUGUCCACAUUCUAGAUGAACCAACUCUUACUCUUAGAAGAGUUACCACAAAAAGACAUUAUUUUUAGGUAACAAAGCUCCCAAAGUAUAUAAAUAAAAAUGGCUACAUUAAAUUUACACAAAAUAUUCAACAGAGUAAAUUCAUAGGCAGAAAUAACUAAGUUUUAAACUAGCCCCAAUCUGGGCACUUAAAAAAAUUAAAAUAAAUAGAAUUUCAACUGAUUAGUUAUGAAUUGCAACUGAAAUUUCAAUCUUAUUACAGAUCAUUGUAAUAAGAUUACAUAAUAAUGAUUACAUAAUCAUUACAGAAACCAGCUUAUCAACGUGCUGCAGAUUUAAAAGCAUUUAAAUAAUUUUUCAUAUUGGGAAUAUUGAAGGGGUCAAACUACAUGAUGGCUUUGGGUUAUAAAAAACAACACAUGAACCAGGGAGGAGAAAACCAUUCCUCAUUCUUAGUGUCGACUAGGUGGUAUGUUAUGGCAGUUUUCCUUCGUGAUGUGACACAGUGUUGUGGAGAAAAUCAGAGGCAACAAGAAUGUGUUCAGUUCAGGAUAUCAACUUGGCAUCCUGGCGAAGCCAGUGCAGUCCCUGCCGGGUAUAACGAACUAGGUCUGUCAUGAUGCUUGCGUUAAAGAUGAGAGGACCCAUUACUUUAUCCAGUUCAGCAAAGAAUUCUAGAAAACCAAAAACACUUAUUAAAUGAUGCACACUCUUUUAAAUAAGUGCUUUAUAAAGUUUUUAGUCUAGACUGUAAAAUGCUAUUCAUAUAAAGUAAAAAGCACUCCCUCCUGCACUAAAAUAACUCUUCGUGUUUUAAAACAAAUCAUCCCAUAGUUUGUCAAGUUAUAUUUUUUCCCUAAGUCACGAAACAUUUUUAAAAGACUAUAUGGUCAGGAAUUAAGAGUUACACAUAUAAACAAAAUGUCACUGAUGGAAAUUGCUAGUAUGCAGCAAACAUUAUUAAAAUGGAGACCUAAUUCUACAAUGUACUAUGACUCAAAACAUUCUCUGCGUACUGUUUUUGUAUAAGAAGCAAGUGGUACAAAAAAGGAGGAUGUUAUCUGCAUUUUUCCCGAUAAGAGCCACUGUGAGGUUAGACAACCUUUCUGCUAUAAUCAUAUGUCAUACAACUUUGAUACAUUAAAUCUCAUGUUUUAGACAGUAGUUUAAAAAUGUAAGAGACAGAAAUGAAAGGAUUCUUCCUAUGCAAACAAAUACAGACUGAUGUGCAUGUAAGGCAGGGUGCAGAGAGGAGGAAGGAAUGAUAAUAUCCUGACAUUUGAUCCCAAUGCAAUUUUGGAAGAAGACGGAUGUAGGACUCAGUAAGGAGAGUUUUUACAUGUGCAGUGAUGACAAAGACCUCAGUAUACUUAAACAAGAUAAGAAGUAAUCAAACAGUUGAGGAGAAAAGAAUCUUCUUUAUAGAAUUCCAGCUAAUAAAUUCCUGAUGAAUUUUCUGUUUCCUAAUGGAAUAGCACAUGUAGGUGAUGACCAUCAAUGGAUGCUAAAAGCCUAAGUUAAAGUUUAAUAGGGAAUCUUAACAUCAAACUGAGUCAGGCCGACACCAUCUGAAUGAACCAAUGGUCAAAUCUUACUGACACUAAAAAAGGGAUAACCAUUACAUGCCUCGUAAUAUGAUGUAAUAGGAAAUAUAGAGUAACACCUAUGAAAAGUUCUUAUCUAAAAUAAUGAAUUUGAAUCUAAUCAAGUCUCAAGAUAUAACUAUCAGCAUGAACGAAAUGAGGUGGACAGAAGAGCAAGCUAAAUGUACCAUGAAGAAGUAAUCAGCCAAAUCUAGACUAUGACACAUGCUAUGCUGCAGUUUCUCCUUGACAUCAAUGGCAUGCCUGCCCCCCCACCCCCCCAAAAAAAAGUGGAGAAGAGGGAGAUA
Globicephala melas (long-finned pilot whale) is the source of this 12909-nucleotide messenger RNA. It is a transcript of the gene LEAP2, whose product is annotated as liver enriched antimicrobial peptide 2. NCBI's taxonomy places the organism in Eukaryota, Metazoa, Chordata, Mammalia, Artiodactyla, Delphinidae. Gene Ontology annotation, biological process: defense response to bacterium; antimicrobial humoral immune response mediated by antimicrobial peptide. The record is from RefSeq and is a predicted model, not a curated record.